This is a messenger RNA of Vespa mandarinia (Asian giant hornet), 1821 nucleotides long. RefSeq names its product piggyBac transposable element-derived protein 4-like. Lineage: Eukaryota; Metazoa; Arthropoda; Insecta; Hymenoptera; Vespidae. The record is from RefSeq and is a predicted model, not a curated record.
AUGUUUAGCAUAAUUAAUUGCGGUGGAGGUUUACUAGUGACCCCUGUGGCGCUGGAAGUGUUAAACAAUCAGUUAGCCCAUAAAGUUAUGAUUUCAAAUGAAGAUUCUGCGUCAAGCAAUUCAACUGAUGAUAUAUUUUUACCAAAUCUUUCCAAACGAUGCCGAGUGUUGUCAGAUAGUGAGGAAAGUUCUUCGAGUAGUUCGUCUGAUAUGAUAAUACCAUAUUCAGUAGGUCGCCAUCGAAUUGAAUCAUAUAGUGAAAGCGAAUUUGAAGAUGACGGUAAUAAUGACGAAAAUAAUACACAAGAAGAAGUACGUGAUUUAAAUUGGCAUAUACCUUCGUGUAAUCAACCAAAGAUUAUAUUUUCUAAUUCAUCGGGGAUCAAUACACAUCAUUCUGAAAUUUUUGAAUUUAUCGAACCGCAUAGUUUUUAUUGUCUUUUUGUUUCGAAUGAAAUAUUUGAAAUAAUUGCAAACCAAACAAAGAAAUAUGCUGCGAAAAUAGUAUCAGAACAGCGAUCAUGUCAUCUUGAUAGAUGGAUUGAAACAAAUCCGAAUGAAAUAAAAAGAUUUUUUGACUUAAUUAUAUGGAUGGGAUUAGUACGAUUAUCCAAAAUUCACCUGUAUUGGAGUAGAAAUGAAGAAUAUCACCAGACAUUCCCAAAUACAGUGAUGCCGAGAAAUCGAUUUGAAUUACUUUUACGAUUCAUUCAUUUUAGUAACAAUGAAGAAAACGAUCCUAGUAAUAGAUUAUUCAAAAUUAUUCACAUUAUCGACAUAUUAAACAGAAGUUUUAAAGAAUACUAUAAUCCAGAUGAAAUAUUAUGCGUAGACGAAUCAUUGGUCCCUUUCCAAGGCCGCAUAAUAUUUCGACAAUAUUUGACUGAACGGCAUCGAUAUGGAAUUAAAGUUUUUAAAUUAUGCUGUGGUACAGGAUAUACUUAUUCUUUUCAAGUAUACUCGGGAAAAGAAAAAAAUAGAGAUAAAACAGCAGGAACCGUAUCGUCCGAGAUUGUAAUGUCUUUUUGCAAAGAUAUAUUGGGUAAAGAGCAUACUGUCUGCACAGACAACUGGUAUACGAGUGUUGAUCUGGCAGAAAAGUUAAUAGCAAAGAAUACACAUUUAAUGGGUACAUUACGGAAAAAUCGACGUGGAAAUUCAGUAGAAGUAGUAUCCAAAAAAUUAAAACGUGGAGAACUCAUUGCUCGCGAAAAUAAAUCCGAAAUAACAAUUUUAAAAUGGAAAGAUAAAAGAGACGUAUUGAUGCUUCCAACGAAACAUUCGGCAGAAAUGACUACUGUACAUAAGAAAUUUUAUUCGUGUGAAAAUCCAAAAAUGGUUGUGGAAUAUAAUCUAGGAAAAUCAUCAGUCGAUUUAUCAGAAAUGAUAACUUAUAAUUCACCACUACGCAAAACUUUAAAGUGGUAUAGAAAAUUAGCAAUGAAACUGUUAUUGAAUACAUGUAUGGUAAAUUCAAUGAUAUUAUUCAAAAAAGUAACAAAAAGAGAUAUUCAAAUUUCCGACUUCAGAAUGAAAGUUGCAUUGUAUUUAACAAAAUGUGAUAAUGAUGCUGAAGUUUCCAUUUCUCCACGUGAAAGCUUGCUGAGAAAACCACGACAUAAAUUAAAAGCAAUGUCGGGAAAAGCUCGAAUGGUGCGAAGAUUUUGCAAAAUUUGUUACCAAAAAAAUUCAAAGAAGCUCGGAAGAAUAAUUGCAAAAAACUGUAGCAAAAAAGUCGUGACAUAUUGUAAAGACUGUGCUGGUUCAUCCUUUCUUUGUUUAGAAUGUUUCAAUACGACACAUCGUAACGUACGCACAUAA